This is a messenger RNA of Bicyclus anynana (squinting bush brown), 4774 nucleotides long. RefSeq names its product paired box protein Pax-1 (gene Poxm). The record is from RefSeq and is a predicted model, not a curated record. Gene Ontology annotation, molecular function: RNA polymerase II cis-regulatory region sequence-specific DNA binding; DNA-binding transcription factor activity, RNA polymerase II-specific. Bases 718 to 1416 code for a protein of 232 amino acids. The transcript has 5 exons. Gene Ontology annotation, biological process: anatomical structure development; regulation of transcription by RNA polymerase II. Lineage: Eukaryota; Metazoa; Arthropoda; Insecta; Lepidoptera; Nymphalidae.
CGACGCACCGCGAACGUGCCGACGUCCGUCACAGAUUACAUCCGCGGUGAAAGUUUUGACAGUAGAACUAUCUGAAGUCGCAAGUUGAACAGCAAAUAGCUUUGAAAAUAGAAAUGGCAGUGCAGGUGUUAAGAAAGUAGAAUUAAAAGAUAUUUUAAAUAUAUUAAUAGUGAAUGAAGAAAAAGGUGUCUCGUGAUAAAAUUUCAAUUGUAUUUGUAAGAUUUUCGAUUGUAGGUACCUACUACCUAGACUUCGUAUGCAUGUAAGACAUGCAUUUGAUUUUUAAAGGAAAUAUUCGUCACGGUAUAAUAAUUGUAAAAAAAUAUUUUCACAAACCCUAGAUAAUCGUAUAUUAUAAGAGAGAAACAUAUUCUUAGGUACUUAUCGAAGAAAAAAUACAUUGAGUAAAAAAAAUCCAACGCUUAAGGUUACAAAACAAAAAAAACAUAAAUAAAGAAAUCAAAAGGAAACAAAUAACGCAAAUGUUGACCAAGAUCCAGAGUCUGGAAUCGUAAAAGAAUAAUAGCAAUAAGAAAGUAAGUAAGAAGGGCAAUAGAGAAGGAAGAAGGGACAGAAGCUAACCUAACCUUAUUCGAUUUAUAACGAUCGUAGAUCUAUCCCGGUAAUAGAUAAGAAAGUAAAGAAGAGGAGUAAGAAAGGGCAGUAGGAGAAGCGAGAGAAGCAGUGAGAGUGUCGGGGCAUGUAAGUGGCAGUGCCAUGAUGCUGGGCGGGAUGGACGGCAAGGAGUACGGGGCGCUGCACGCCGCGGCCGCCGCUGCCGGAUACGCUAUGGAAGCAGACCCCAAUGCGAGCGCGAUGGGCAACCCAGGCAUGGGUGGCGGCGCGCAGCAGUACGGGGAGGUGAACCAGCUGGGCGGCGUGUUCGUGAACGGCAGGCCGCUGCCCAACGCCGUCCGACUGAGGAUCGUGGAGCUGGCGCAGUUGGGCAUCAGGCCCUGUGACAUAAGCCGACAACUCCGGGUAUCUCACGGCUGCGUGUCCAAGAUCUUGGCACGGUACCACGAGACUGGCUCCAUACUUCCUGGCGCCAUCGGUGGCUCCAAACCUCGAGUCACCACUCCCAAGGUGGUGUCAUACAUCAAGCAGCUGAAAGCCAAGGAUCCCGGCAUCUUCGCGUGGGAGAUCCGCGACCGGCUGCUGGCGGACGGCGUGUGCGACAAGUACAACGUGCCGUCCGUGUCCAGCAUCAGCCGCAUCCUGCGCAACAAGCUGGGCGGCGCGCUGUACCCCGUGCCGCCGCUCUACCCCGUGCCGCCGCAGCGCUGCUGGCCGCUGCACCAGCCCUACGACUACUACGUGUAUCUGCAGGGUCGGCAGCACGCAGCCAGCGCGCAGCACCUGCCGCACGCGCACGUGCCCCCUCCCCCCCACCACGCGCACGCACACGCGCUCUGACACCCGCACGCGGCGCCCGCGCACCCGCACGCGGCGCACCCACAGCCGCACCCGCACCCACAGCCGCCGUGAAGCGCCGCAAGUGCAAUAGCUACAGCAAGAGAUGAAGAAACGUGUUGACAAUAAAGUGGUGUGUAAUCAGUGUUAUGUAAAAUGCUCACGGACGUUAAUACUUCUAAUGCUCGGUCCACACAUCAACGAAAAAACUACCAACGAACUGUGCACUAUUUUAUCGAAUGUGUAUACGAAAUUUGGCACAGUUUUUAUUUAUGAGCCAUGCUAUGGGUACGGGACGUUUGAUGGAAUGGAGUCCGCAGUCCAUAUAAUGUUCUCGUUGCAGUGUGGACCGGGCGUAAGACUAAGUAUUACGAUUACAUAGUUUGUUUUACAUGUGUAAUUUAUUCUAUGAAGAUUUCAAAAUGUGUGUCUGAAUGUCGAAUAUUGUACCUAGAUUAAACUUGUGUUGCUUUGAGGGUGGAGCCCAUGGUUGAAUAAGCUCAUGAAUCUUGCAUUGCCAUAUCAAGGCAGCAAGGUUUAUCUUUUGGGCCAAAUAAUCAACAGGAAUUGGUUUUAGAACGGAUUACCUACUAUAUAGGUAUCAUACCGAUACGAUAUAGAGGCCUUAGAUAUGACUGACUCUUGAGUAAUUGUCUAAAUCUCAUAAUGCAGCACCCGCAAAAUAAACCAAUUUCUUGUAUCAUGCCCGAUAAAUAUGCCAAUGUGUGUACCUACUCGUAAGCUGUGAUAGCCCAGUGAAUGUGACCUCUUCCUUCGACUUGGAGGGCGUAGGUUCGAAUCCGGGUCGAGGCAUGCACCUCCAAUUUAGUUAUGUGCAUUAAAAAAAUAUAUCACUCGUCUCAUACGCUGAAGAUGAAAUAACAUCGUGAGGAAACUUGCAUACUAACCUGAGAAUUUUAUUAAUUCACUACGUGUGUCAAGUCUGCCAAUCCGUAUUUGGCCAGCGCGGUGGACUAAAGACCCCUCUCAUUCUGAGAGGAGACUUUUGCUCAACAGUGAGCCGAAUAUGGGUAGUUAACGAUUAUGUACUUCAGUAUGGAAUAUUUCCCCAUUUUCGAUGUCGACUGAAAACAUGUCGAACAACAACAUUAACUGAUUUAACCAUAAAUGUUAACGUAACGCUUAUCAGUCGGUGAUAAGAAAUCAUUUCAUUUCAAAUUUUAUUGUGCACGAGUGUGAGUAGGUACCGACUUUACGCAAGCAUAAUUAAAUCAACAGUAAAAAAAACUACGUUGCGUUAAUAUUUUAUACAGGGCCGGAUCUAGGGGGGGCAACCAAGACACUUGCCCUGGCAGGCUUUUUAAGAGGGCGUCAAAAUCGUUAUAAUGAGUAGCUACAAAAUUUUUGGAAAAUACCAACCAAUUGUGAGUUUUCAACGUUAAAAAUACAAGAACCCUUAAAGCUUGACAAGUUCGUUGUUGACACUCCCAUGAUAUGCAGGCGACGGGGGGAUGCGCGGGUGAAAAGUCGUGCGCGCGGGCAGAGGGAAGGACUGCGUGGGUAUGAAGUCGUGCGCGCGGGGCAUCGCUACCCCUCCCGGUUCGUGCGGACCAUCGGGAGUGCUACGAACGAAUAUACCAAGCUAUAGAAAUGAAAUCUCUGCCUCUGAAAAAAUUAAAAUUAAUAUACAUAUUUAAGAGUGUAAUAGAAAUUGUGAGUAGAUAUUAUUAUGUAUAGUGUUUAAUGAAUGUAGCCAUACAGUGUAUAUAAAUAUAUGACGUUAUUAUAUGAUAGUAUAUUUUAAGUUAUUAUUUACUUGUGAAGAGACAAUUAUGGGUACUUAUCUUAGUUGUAAUAGCAACAAAUUGUAAUAUAAGAUUAAAACAGUCCGCAUCAAGUAUGUUUGUCGCUGAAGUUUCCAGUGCCGGCGCCAGGCAAAAAAUCACUAUGCAAAGCACCUUUCGCUUUGCAAUCAAUUAGUAAAUACAAAAAAAUCUUUGAUCUCACUUGUGGUAGCACUAUUAUUAGUUAUAUUAAAAACAAAAAAAAAGUUUAAAAUAUUUAUAUUUUAAACUUUCUUUGUGUUGCUUGACAACUAUGCAACAAGUAAUUGAACUUUGAAAUUAAUAAGCAAAUUCAUCGGCUCCUGAUGUGGCCGGUGUCUGUGGUCUACUUAAUUCAAAUCAAAUCAUUCUUUAUUUUGCCAGAAUUAAAAGUUAUUGCAAAAUAAAGCACUCUGUAAAGCAAGGUUAAAGGAGCUCAAAGUGGGGUACGCGGUUCCCAUUAGUUAGGGGUUCGGUGUCACUUGGAAAUUUUAACAGGGGUUCGUAGAGCCGAAACUUUGAGAAACCCUGCUGUAGAGAAUCAAAAAUAAUAAUUACACCUCAAAAUUAUCGCCAACGAUGUCAAUGUGCACGCGAAGUAAACUUCAGAACUGCAAAGUUACUCGAUGCGUACUGUAUAGUAAGAAUAAUUAAUUAACUCUAUAAGUAUGUAUUUUUACUUGUCACUUCAACACUACGCAUCUACAGUGUCUAUGAAGUGAAAGUAAACGCACUCGGUUCAAAAUGUGCUCAAGACAAGCGCAGUUUAGCGCACAUGUUUUGUGUUCAGAAGAAUACUCGAACUUUGAUGCGUCAAUAGUUCCACGGCACAGGGGCGGACUCUAUACCGAGAGGGGGGUUGGUUCCUCCCCAUUGAACUAUUGUCGUACCUAUUCCUAACAGUCUUUCUGAUAAAAGGAGAGGAAAGGGAAAUUUGGUCAUUUUAAAUAGACAUCCUUGAAAAAAUUGGUAUUGUAGUGUUGAGGUGGUAGAUAAAAUAAUAUUUAAUUUGAUUGUAUAUAUGUAUAUCUGAAAUUCUGAUGUGAAAAGUACUAGAAGAAGUGAUGUCAUUUUCUCUGUUAGGGCAGGGUCACACAAAUGCGUUCAAACUGACAGUUCAUUGUGUGUAAUUCUUGCGUCCGACUGAUUAAUAAAAUAUUGUAAGACUUGUAGUUAUGGCUGUUAUUUUUAAUACAACGCAAAGUUAUACUAAGCCACACAAUAAAAAUGUAAUAUUUAUUGUAAUAUUAUUUUUUUGUAAUAAAUAGGUAGGUAGUUUCAGUCAUGAGAACAUGAUUUUCUCUUUUAUUUUCAAACUUGCGUUGACCCAUCGCAGCGUGUGCUAUACUGGGUUUAACUUGAACGCAACUGUCGACGCAUCAGUGUGGCCGAGCCCUAAGAGUCCAUGGACACAAAAAAGCUGACGCAAUUUUACAAAAGACCAGUGCCUUUAUGUUAUGGUCCAAACUAUUAGUAGGUAUGUAAUUAUAAUUAACUAAAUGAAUGUUUAUAUUACAAAUCAUACAAGAUAUCUUUCUACUGCUACAAUUAAAAUAAAUUGGUUUUAUUUAUAUUUA